Molecule: messenger RNA, 3318 nt
Organism: Diaporthe batatas
Lineage: Eukaryota; Fungi; Ascomycota; Sordariomycetes; Diaporthales; Diaporthaceae
Exons: 6
Coding region: 1004-2242 (412 amino acids)
Source: RefSeq, a predicted model, not a curated record
AAAGAACACCCCCGCUUCACAUGUUGCUGAUAUGAAGUGUCGGUUUUAUCCGAAGACACCCAACGACAUCAACCUGCCAAGGGCUGGCUUGCCAGUCCCAAGUCCAGCCACCACCUCGCCCUCCCACCUCCCACCGCUCCAUCGAGUUCUACACGUGAUGGUCUAUUGGCUCGAUGUUUUUUAGAUCCUGGGUGGACACACCCACCGGCUGGAUGCGGCGUCGCUUGCUGCACUGUAACCCAACAUGCAUCUACAUACAAGACGCCAUUGGAAGCCCGGUACCCCCCUCCCCCAAGUUCGAGGCGAGGCGAAGCUAUCUUCCUCGCGGGCCGUUCCCAGGCUCCCAGAUUCCCAUAUUGUAUGCUAGCAUGGAGGCGUCGAGAAGGGCGGCCGUACCGGGCGGUGUGCCAAUGUCUCCAGUACGCCACGCCAUGGCAUAACCCCCAUACUAACGGCCACAGUUGCUUCUGGUUUGUCAUUACCAACGCUAUCUCCCGUCUCCAAAGUCUCUUGCACCAAGUUGGUACCCAGAAAGGGCAAGUGCACCGUGGGAAGGAUGCACAUCAUGGGCUUCGGUCCUUUGGGUGCGCCAACACGCAGCAGAACAAGUGGAGAGCUGCUGUGGCUAGCAAACUCGCCGGAAGCUAGUGCUGUCUGCCAAAUGCUGAGCGAGGGUGGGACAGCUUAUGAGCCAAGGGUCGUGUUGCUAUUUUCCACAUUUGGCUGGCACGUCUGCCCCGGUUGCGCUGCGGUCAGCAACAAGUGAGGUCCAGAGGAUUCCUCUUUCGUCUUAUUCUUGGACUGCUAGGCCCUUGCUCACUCAUGCCUACGGCUGUUCCGCCCUUCUGCUAGCCCAUGUAAUUAUCUCAUUUCUCUGAACCCUCCCUGUUCAGUUCUGUCUCCUCUGUCAAUUUUGUCAUCUCGCCUCACUGAUCUACACACACGAGUUGCACUGUCACGGACUCGUGGUAUACGACAUAUGGGCUUCGAAUGUUCGAGUUGAAUGGCACGAGACCACAUGAUGCUCUCAACGAUACUCUUGGGCUUGACGGCCCUGGCUACUGUUGGAAGCGCUCAGAGCACGGAGGAAUCCGAUUCGACGCCGUCUAGCUCGUCGGCAAGCAGGACUGCUUCGGCUACGUCCUCGUCGAGUUCCGCAGCAACCACAUACGUUGUCUCUGUGGGCGCAGAGGGCCACAAGUUCAGCCCGCAAGUAACAGAGGCAUCUGUCGGGGAUGUCAUUCGGUUCAGAUUCUAUCCCACAGGGCAUUCAGUCGUCCGGUCGGAGUACAAGUACCCAUGCAUACCUUACGAAAUGACCGGCCCGAACAAGAUCGGCUUCUUCUCUGGCUUCGAGGAUGUUGCCACAGUCUCCAAUAAUGGCCCUACCUUCGACGUCAGGGUGAAUGACACUGCACCCAUCUGGUUCUACUGCGCAGCGCCGGGAUCAUGCAUCGACAACUGGAUGAUUGGAGUCAUCAACCCCAACGAAACGGAAACUCUAGAAGUGCAGACCGCGUACACGAAGAACACAACUCUCCAGUUGGUGCCAGGCGACUCGUUCCCGUCUGAGACCGCUGCCGGCACCCCGGGCGCUACACCAACGUCGGCCUCGUCUUCCGGGUCCAGUACUCAUUCUCAUUCCAGCGCACCUCUCAGCCCCGGCGCUAUCGCCGGUAUCGCCAUCGGCGGGUCAGUGGUACUCCUCAUAGCGGCGACACUUCUCUACUUGUGCGGCCGGAGAGGAGGACUGGACAAGGCAUACAACCGACAGAGCAGGCACACCAUGGCCCCUCCGCCCGUGAGCGAAGUCAAGUACAACGCCGGCGCCAAGAGUCCCGGCCAAGAGACAUUCGCGACAACGGCGUACUCGGUGACGCCGUCGAACGACCCAUACCAGCAUCACCAUUCGCGCAGCAUGUCACAGGGCAUACCCGGAUACUCGGCCCAGAACGGCAGCCCGCCGCCGAUGAGCGUCCACUCCCAGAACUCGUACCAGCAUUUCGGCGGCCCACCCGGGAUGAGUCCUCCGUACAUGCAGGGGUCGGACAAUGGAGGAUCGGGAGGGUUAUUCAGUGUACCCCCACGACACGGCACGCCGGGACCUCCGCAGCAGACCCAACAGUCACCCCCGGUUGAGCUGUCUGCAGCGUCGCCCAUGCAGGGCUACCCGGCAUUGCGGACGUUUAGCUGGGCCACUGGUGGCGACGGGAGAGACCGGUCGAGCCACCACCCUGCAUGAUGGCCACCACGUCACGCUCACUUUCUUCACUUCUUCCAUCACGACGGUAUUAUUUAUGCCUCAAUUUCGGGAUUUGGGGCUCAUUAUAUAUUUGGUAUGGCGUUAAAGGAGUCUUCUCGUGGCACUCGUUAAAAACGGUUAAUAUCCACGGGGCUCGGGACGUGUAGAGGAUACCAUGGCUGGCACAAUCACUGGACAUUCUUUUACUGGGGUGGUUGGCCACGCAUUUGCAUAGAAUCACCAGGCCUGAUAGGGCAUCUUGUCAGCUCCCAAGCCAUUCAAUGGGAGACGCUUUUAUGACGGCAAUAUUCUUGUCUCUGACAUGCCCAUGUUUGGCCCAUCAACAGUUUUUGUCGACUUUAAUUCGGUAUGUCACAGGUAGGGUUCGCCGACAGGGUCUCCAGGGCAAGGUCCUCUCGGAUCGGGAACGGGUCGCCCUCAUCCACAUUGUCCUCUCCGUGGCUUGUCCCCCAUCCCUCGUGACUUCGGACCAUGGCUGCAUCCGCCAGGUCGUCAUCAUUCCUGUCUUCAUCCUCUCCCAACAAGCUCUCAUCCUCCUCAGAGGUGUCGGCCAAAUUCGUGAGAUCCACCACCACAUCGUCUUGCUUCUUUGUCUUCAACUCGCUCCUCGCCAUCUCAGCAGCCGCGGGAACGGUUCCACCCUCCGUCACCAUGAGGUUUCCCUCUCUCAAGGUUCGGCUGAUUGCGUCGUGUUUGGGUCGAACUGAUAUUCGGGAUUGCGUCUUCUUUGACCUUGAAGUGGGUUAUCAGAACAGGUCUUGACUUCGCCCGAGGGCCGUGUCCCUGCCUGUGGUGGUCCUCCAGAUGUCCUGCUUAUCCGUUUAGCCGAGGGUAUCGAAGCGCGCUGUUGGUUGUACUGUCAGCCACCUCUUCGUGUGGUGAGGGAAUCUGAUCUCGCUAAUGCUACCAUCGUAGUCUGACUUCUUAUCUUGGCCACCUCAGGCUUGAUAUAUUCGAUGCUGUUCUGCUUUGUUUACUAGUAGUGUGAUACCGCAUCCGGCCAGACUGUAUGCCAGGGACAACAGAAUUUCAAAUUAUAGGCUUUGUCUCACCAA